This is a messenger RNA of Melozone crissalis (California towhee), 2104 nucleotides long. It is a transcript of the gene ITPRIPL2, whose product is annotated as ITPRIP like 2. The record is from RefSeq and is a predicted model, not a curated record. The transcript is spliced from 5 exons. Lineage: Eukaryota; Metazoa; Chordata; Aves; Passeriformes; Passerellidae. Bases 1 to 2085 code for a protein of 694 amino acids.
AUGGCUGGAGGCCAGGAGAGGACAGCCUGUCUGCCACUGGGCUUCCACUCAGUGAGCCACUGUAUGCUCAGGUACCACUUUAGAGAUAGCAAAAGGAACAGAAGACAGAAUGAGUUCUGGAAGAUGAGAAACUCAGCUUCACACCAAAACACGCUGCAGGACGCCGAUGCAGGGAGGGGGGCACGGAACCCGACUCUCGCUCUUCUUUCUGGGCACGGGCCGGGCUGCGGGGGGCUCUGCCCGCCUGGGCGGGAAGGCGGGAAAGGGGAGAUCGGGAAAUCAGCGGGAGAUCGGGACAAGCGGGACAUCGCGAAAUCGGAAAGCCGCGACCGCGCGGGCGGCGCCGCUCCCCGCCCCGGGCCGGCCCCCAGGAAGCCGGCGGCGGAGCGGAGCGGAGCGGAGCGGCGGCCGGGCAGGCAGGGCCGGGGCAGGCAGGGGCGCGGCGGGCGAGGGGCAGCGGCGGGGCCCGCGCUGGGGGCGGCCGGGGCGGCGGAGGAGGGGGCCGGCGGGGGCGGGCGCUCCCCGCCCGCGGGGCCGGGCGGCGGCGGCUCCCCCCGCGGCCCGAGCCCCCGCCGCGCCCUGCCCGUGUCCCCCCUCCGCGUGCGGGGCUUCUGGCCGCUGCUGACCGCGCUCUGCACCGCGCUCCUCUGCCUCUACCAGGCGUUGCGCGGCAGCGCGGCCGGCGAGGGCGCGGGGGGCCCGGAGGACGCGGCGGCGGAGGCGGCGGCGGGGUCCGGGCUGCCGCUGCUGAAGGGCUCGGCGCUGCUGCUGCUCGGCUGCCUGCUGGCCCGCUGCUACGGCGCGGCGGGCGGCGGCCCCGGGCGCGGCGGGGCGCGGGGCGCGGCGGGGGCGCGGCGCGGAGCCCUGGAGCGGUUCCACGCGCGGCAGCUGCGGGUGUCGCCGCACGUGCUGGGGCACAGCAAGGCGCACGUGGGCCGGGUGGUGGCCGAGCUGGUGCGCGCCGCCAAGGCGCAGGGGCUGCAGCCCGGCCCGCUGGCCCUCAGCCUGCGCGGGGACUUCGUGCGCAUCGGCAGCGCCUACGAGCAGCACAAGGUGCGCAGCCCCGACUGCUUCGACAUCCUGGUGCCCCUGCGGCUGCCGCCGCACCUAGAGCCGCAGCCGCGCUGCGCUGACGGGCUGGGGCCGUGCGGCGCCUUCGUCUGCGGCCUGCGGGCGAGGGACGGCUGGACACGACGCUGCCGGCCCUUCGCCGAGGGCUUCUGCGUGGAGCUGCAGGGCCGCAGCCACCUCUCCUCGGGGCUGGUGCUGCGCUGGUUCCAGGGCCAUCUGCAGCGGUGCCUGGGCGCCGUGCGCUAUCGGCUGCAGGAGCGGUGCCGCGUCAGCCUCUCGGCGUGCCCCGGGCAGCCGCCCACGCUGCACAUCCUGCCCUGCUCCGACUACGUGUGCUGCCACAUCUCCAUGGCCGUGCGCCUCAUCCCGGCCAUCCCUCUCGGCGACGCGCUCUACCUCACGGCCCUGCCGCCCGAGGGCCCCCACGGCUCCCCGGCCCCCGAGGCGCUCUGGGGCCUCAACGCCUCGCGGCAGGAGCAGCGGCUGCUGGGCUGGCUGAAGGAGCAGGCCCCGGCCGCCUCCUGCCACCUCAAGUGCCUGCAGAUCCUCAAGGGCCUGCGGGACCUCCGCGGGCACGGCCUGGAGGAGCCCUUCUGCUCCCAGUGGGGCCGGGUGCUCUCCUCCUACGUACUGAAGACGGCCCUCUUCUCCCUGCUGCUGCAGGGGCCCUUGGAGGCCUGGGAUGAGCAGUUCCUGGUGGAGCGGCUGGAGGACCUGGUGCUGUACCUCAGGGACUGCCUGCGCAAGCAGGUGCUGAUGGAUUUCUUCCUGGGCAACACCAGCCUCCCCGAGGCCGUGGCGCUGCCUCGGUUCCUCAAGGAAGCCGCCCCUGUGAACUUGCUGUCUGCUUUUGACGGGCCCACGCUGGACCUCGUGGCCUUCCAGCUGAUCAGCACGUGGGUGCAGGCCCCGCACAUCAUCAGGAUGUACAGCAGCCCCCGGUACUGGCGCCCGGUGCCCGCCCCGUGCCGCCACAGUGCUGAGACCAAGCGGGAGCUGGCAGCGGGAGAGUGAGCUGGGAGGGCUGCUGGCA